This is a messenger RNA of Sesamum indicum (sesame), 600 nucleotides long. Its product is annotated as late embryogenesis abundant protein At1g64065. Lineage: Eukaryota; Viridiplantae; Streptophyta; Magnoliopsida; Lamiales; Pedaliaceae. The record is from RefSeq and is a predicted model, not a curated record. Gene Ontology annotation, biological process: defense response to other organism.
AUGGCUGAGAACCAAGAAUCCGGCGCCGCCGCCCAGCAGUCCAGAGAACUCCGCCGGAAAAAACGCAAUAAAUGCUUACUCUACAUCUUCCUCUUCAUCGUCUUCCAAACCGCAAUCAUACUUCUCUUCGCCCUCACCAUCAUGAGGAUCAGGGCCCCCAAGUUCCGAGUCAGCGCCGCCUCGUUCGACACCUUCGAGUACUCUUCCGCCGCCUCCAAUCCGUCGUUCAACAUACGGAUGACCGCCCAGGUCAGCGUAAAAAACACGAAUUUCGGGCAGUUCAAAUACGAGGACACCAACGUCGCGUUCUACUACAACGGAGCGGUGGUGGGGUCGGCUUUCAUCCCCGGUUCGAGUGCCAAAGCGCGGUCGACGAAGAGGUUGAUCACGGUGGUGGAGUUGUCGUCGGCAGGGUUGCAGAACGGGGCGCAGCUGGGGAGCGACUUGAGCUCGGGGGUUUUGACGGUGAACAGUGGGGGUAGAUUGAGUGGGAAGGUGGAGCUGUUGAAGGUGCUGAAGAGGAAGAAGUCUGCGGAGAUGAAUUGCAUCAUUGCGAUCAAUUUGGCACAGAGAAUUGUUGGAGAUUUGAGAUGCAACUAG